This is a messenger RNA of Rhizopus microsporus ATCC 52813, 1624 nucleotides long. RefSeq lists its product as uncharacterized. Gene Ontology annotation, biological process: carbohydrate metabolic process. The transcript has 9 exons. Bases 12 to 1469 code for a protein of 485 amino acids. The record is from RefSeq and is a predicted model, not a curated record. Gene Ontology annotation, molecular function: hydrolase activity, acting on carbon-nitrogen (but not peptide) bonds. Lineage: Eukaryota; Fungi; Mucoromycota; Mucoromycetes; Mucorales; Rhizopodaceae.
AUACAUUUAAAAUGAAAUUGUUUGGUAUUAGCACUGCUAUCAUUGCUCUUGCAACAACUCUAGUUCAAGCUCAAACUAAUUCUACUUCAUCCUGUGAUCCCAACAGUUGUAAGCUACCAAACUGUCUUUGUCCAUCCCAAUCCCCUCCUGCAGGCCUCAGUCCAAAGGAUGUACCUCAAUUCGUUACUAUCACAUUUGAUGAUUCAAUUCAACCUAAUCUGUUGGCUACUGCCAAGGAUUUACUCAAUGUGAAGAACCCCAAUGGUUGUUCUGCAAAGGGCUCAUGGUAUGUUUCCAUGCAAUACACCGACUUUGCUCUUGUCCAGCAAUGGUAUGCUAAUGGAAAUGAAGUUGCCGAUCAUACAUUUACUCAUGUUGGAUCUCCUUCUGCUCAAGAAAUUGCAGCUGCUCGUGCCAUGUUGAACCAAUAUGGCGGUGUGCCUCUUGGUAAAAUCAAGGGUUUCCGUGCUCCUUUCUUGAAUUAUACUACGGACACAUUGAGAGAAAUUGCAAAGCAAGGAUUUAAAUAUGAUACCUCUGUUACUGCCGUUGUUGAUGAUUGCUACUGGCCAUAUACCUUGGAUUAUGGUUUAGCUAAUGACUGCUGGAAUAACGUGUGUGGUUCUCAGCUUAAAUUACCCGGUGUCUGGGAAAUCCCAAUGUACGCUGUUGUCGACAACAAGGAUAUCCCUCAAUUGAUGGAUGUUUACUUGGCUGGAACACCUUCUGAUGUCACCACAUGGUCUCAAACUAACUUUGACAGACAUUAUAAUGGGAACCGUCAACCUUUUGGUAUCUACGUCCAUCCAACUCAUUUGACCAAUUCUCCUGGUCUUCCUGAUGUCAGCAGUCAAAAGAAUGCUGUCGUUGACUUUAUUAAAUCUUUACAAGGCAAGCCUGAUGUUUGGUUCGUUAGCAAUGAGCAACUCUUACAAUGGAUGCAAAAUCCUGUUCCUGCAAGCAAAUUAGCUGAUCAGCCUUAUAUGCAGUGUAAUUUACCCAACACAGGAAAAGAAAUCUGUAACGGACUGGAAACUAUCACGACCAACGGCGGAGUUGUUUCUGGCAAUCUCUUGAACUCGUGUAACUUUAAUGUGCAGAACUGGGCAACCUGUUACAACUGUCCCUCGACAGCACCCACGGUCGAUAACCCAACCCCAUCUAGUGCUGUUGCCAGCAGUGACCCCAAGUAUCGCCACCCUGUCCCCAACAACUGUGACAGUAUCUGGUGGGACCCUAUCGCUGGUCAAUGCUUGUGUUCCAACACCACUUGUGCUUACCAAGACACAGCUGUCCCAGUGUCCACGAAUACCUCUGUCAGUAGCAACAGUACAACCAAUGGCGGCUCUUCAUCCUCUUCAACCAAUUCCCAACAAGCUGCCUCAGGUAAGACCUCUGAUGGUGUCAAGGUAGCUAACGUGCUCGGCUUCACCAUUACUUUGGCUAUUGCUGCUGUCAUGGCUUUAUAAUUAAUUCAUUAAUUUGUUGUAAAAGUAAAACGAAAAGAAAUAUCUAUUUAUACAUGGCUUCAUGCUUGUUUAUUUUUAAAAUUCCGGUUGUCUUACACACACAAACAUCCAUAGAUAUACCUAAAACGUUUUUUCUCUUUUUCUUUCUUUUUUUU